AUAAACCAUGAUAGUUUUUCACAAGAAAAAAGACCAUAAUAUAUCACUAAAAAGAAGCGGGAAAUACAACCAGCUGAAAGUGGCUGACUAAAGGUAUAUUCAGUCGGUAUGAUUGUUCUAAAGAACGCUAGAAUGGCCGAACAGCGCGGGCUGUUGCGAGCGUGAGUCAGACAUGCGUUAUUGCUAUUAACGGGUGAAGGUUUCUUCAACUAGUCACAUUUCUUUCAAGAUGUUGACAUUAAAAUGUAGAGAAAAAAAAACGUUGAAACAUACUACGGUCAUCAGAUUCGUAAAUCUUAAAAUGCUUUAGCUGAUCAGGCUAGGUAGAUAUCAUAAAGAAGUAUUUCAGAGGGUUAUGUCUUAGUAUGGUGAGGUCAGAUGUUUACGGGAAACUCUUUAAACAAUUGUUCAGACGUUCUCGUCUAGUGCGCAUCGAUUUUUUUACAUUUGUUUUUUCGGCGUUUGCGGAAACGAAGUACACUAUCUGCAUAAUAUAUUGUCAAGUUCGUGGACGUUUGCUAAUUAUAAAGGGGUGAAUGUUGAAACUCCAUCCUCCCUUGCUUUUCGUACAUUAAUGUAUUAACUUACAGUCUUUUACCUCUAAUUAAAUGAAGCAUGUCCGAACGAAAACCUUAAAAAAAGUUUGUUAAAGGAUGACUUGGAAAUGAGCGUGUGUACUUAGGAGACGAAAGUGUUUAAUUUUGUCUCCGUUUGCACCCAUCAUACCGGAAAAUUUUGAAAUGCACCUAGAUUAUUUAGAAAGAUCAAGUUGUGCUUUAGAGACAGCAAAAAAAUAAACAUGGAGUACAGUUAACGCUCUGACCUCUGAGAGUGACCAGCAUCUAAUUUCUCCUUACAGUAUCAGCCCUGAAUCACAAAUUAGGCUCACAAGAAUAAAGGAAAUGAUCACCAACUAAGGACGCUCUUAAUUUUUAAACAAAUUCUCCCUGUCAGCACCCUAGGAAACAUAUGGAGAACAGUAUGGAGAAUAUGCACACUGAUGUUAGGGUGUAAAGGGUUAAAUCACAAUUUAUAUUCUGUUUGAAGGAGUAUUAGGAAUAGCAGUAUGCUUUAUUCCACUGCCAAUCAGUUGAUCAGUUAUAUUAAUUGGCAUCAACCCAACUUUUAUCCAAAGUCUUGGUUUAGUUUUAUGGAUGAAACAAGUUAAAUAGUCUGUUAUAGCCAAGAAUCAUCACUGCAGCCAAUAACUGCCUGAGAAAAGCCAGAGUAAGAAAGUCAAGAUUUUGCUGUGAACCAGAUCUAAUAGAUGUUUCUUUUGUAGUUUGUUCUGCUGUUUUUGUCAUGGAUUUGUCAGUUGAACAGGAAAGUCUUGUGGCAAUUGGCUCAGAAGCAUUUCCAACAUCUCCUGAGAUUCUCUCAGAAGAGUCACAUUCUUUGAUAGCAUGUUCAUCAGAUGAGUGCUCAAAUGUAGAGGCUAAAGAAGGUAAUGAUUGUGUCUGAAACAGAUGAGCCUAGUUGGACAAGUUGUCUUACACUCAAGUGAUAGCACAAAAGGCACAACUUACCUUGAUCCCUUUACUGAAAGAACUUUUAUUAAGUACUGCAACCCCCCUCUCCCCCUCCUGGAUAGUGACAUUGCCUUGUGCUUCAACGUUAAUCCUGUUUUAGUUUGGUCACUAGUAAAUUUUAUUGGGUAUUAUCUGUUAACGCAUGGUUACAUUCAAUUUUGUUGUUGCUUCUAAGGAUCUGGAGUGUCUUCCAGUUGUUCCUCUGAUGUGGUGCAGUCAAUUCCAAAUGAAAUAAUAACUGAGGCAGGGAAUGAAGAGCAACAGUGUGUCACCAUUGUGACAGAUACCAUCAACUGCAGCUCACCACAAGUGUUAAAUGAUAGAAAUGAAGAAACAGAUGCAGAUGAUACAGGUAUUAUGCACCUGAAUCAGGCUAUAGUUUACAUUCAUCAUUUGUUGUUUUGUUUAAAAAAAAAUGUUAUUGUAUUAUUCAUUUCACUUGUGGAUAAAGCAAGAAGUGAAAUGUACAAUAGCUGGCUUUCAACCAAAAGAAUUUUGAGUAACACUUUUGUCCUCUGUUUUUUUCAUUACAAGGCUUAUUGUACAUUCAGAACUGCAGCUCACCAGAGGAAAGUCAGCAAACUCAAAUGCUUGUGUUGCCCAGGUCAAGGGAAGCAACCAAGUAAGCACCAAGUGUUUGAUAAUCUUGUUUUGAAGUUUUUCUACUUGCUCUCCUAUCUCUGAGCUUAUAAAAUUUCAAACUGUUUCACCUUUUUUGAAAAUGUUAACUUUGUAAAAUCUUCAUAUAUCAAUUUGAAACAAUAAAGAAAAGAAUGAAAUUAAUUUUUCCAGUUAAUUCACAAAUAUAGGUUACUAAUGCAGUUUCCCUUUAUGUCAACUAGAAAUCAAUCACGAUUGUUUGAAUGUGAUUAUCCUGAUUGUGGAAGAACAUUUACCACUGCAGCACAUCUCAGAUACCAUGUUCGAACACACACAGGAGAAAAACCAUACUCAUGUUCACAUGAAGGAUGUGGCAGGAACUUUACAUCAUCUGGCUACCUACGAUAUCACCAAUGUACACACAAUGGAAAAAGGACAUUCAAGUGCCAACACCCAGGAUGUGACCGUGUAUUUGCAUGGCCAGCACACAUGAAAUAUCACAUGAAGACUCACACAGGAGACAGAGCUUAUCAUUGUACUUUUGAAGGUUGCAACAAAAGCUUUUAUGUGUUACAGAGGCUUAAUGUUCACAUGAGAGUACACACAGGUGAACGGCCUUACACAUGUAAUGUGGAAAACUGUUUGAAAUCCUUUACAACACAAGGAAAUCUGAAGAAUCAUAUGCGCAUACACACAGGUAAGUCAAAUACAGGAUUCUCAGUUGAAGAUAACACCUGAUAAAUGAUCUCUCUUCCUUGAAAUUUUUUAACUUCCCAUUGUACAUUACCCUUUGCCUUUUUGUGCCUACUUUCGAUAUCCUUUUAGAUCUCCUUCAAAACCUAUCAAAAUUUUGAUAAUGAUCCCCAACCUUCCUAACUUUACUUAUCAGUUGCUAUUAAUGGUUCAUUUUUGUGGUUCUUCUGAUUGCUCACUUUUACCACUUUUUACCCAUUAACAGGGGAAAGACCUUACAUGUGUACUUAUGAAGGGUGUGGUCGCACUUUCACUGAACACUCUAGUCUUCGGAAACACAAGCUUAUACACACUGGAGAGAAACCAUACGUCUGUGAAAUCUGUGGCAAGACAUUUAGUCAGAGUGGAAGCCGCAAUGCUCAUCAAAAGAGACAUGCAGAUGCAAACAAGAGCGACAAGAGAAGCAAGAAGACAACAAGCAAGAGUGGUACUACCACACAGAUUACUGAGGAUACAGAAGGUGGCCAGAUGCUUCAGCACCUUGAUGAUAUGGAAGAUACAGGUAUAGUCCUUUUUCAUGUUAGCAGGCAAGUGUAGUCUUUUUGUAGAAACAAGUCUCAAUACAACAUGCUCUGUGAGGGUCAAAGUGCUUAAUAUAAAUUUAUUAAUUUUUUUAGCUACAGUUGUACAAGGGGAGCGUUUAUGUGAGGUUAAGCACUUAAUCAAAUAAGCAGGGUACUAACAAAAUCCUAGUCUUUUUAGCCUUCUGGGGAAAAGGAGAUUGGUUUUGGUUAUCAGAAGGGUAGAAAAAUUGGGAUAUGACUACAGUGUUCCACUAGGAAAGGGAAGGCAGUUUUAAAGGUACAAAGUUUUGUAAGGAGCUGUAGUGCUGUGUCUAUUUGGCUGGUGUCAGUUGACGAAGGAAUGUAAUUUGGCCAUUUGCUCUGACAAAAGGACUAAUGCUUGAAAUGUCACCUGUAGAGACUACUUAUGGUGGCUAAUUUACACUGUCAACUUAGUUGAUAAACCAAUUUAUCUUGGAAGACAGUUUAAGUUUGAUUCAUCUAGAGUUUGGAGAAACUUUAAGGUUUGAGCAAUCAUGCUUUUCCCAAACUUCUAGUGAGGUACAGAUCUAUUAGUUACCUGGCCUAUGGACUAGUUAUAUUUUUGCUUUUGUUCUGGAAACUGAAAAGUGCCGUAAUUUUGUUUAUUUUUUUUAUCUUUAGGAGAAGAUGAGCAAUCCAUUACUUCCCAAGCCCUUGUGUUCUCACAAGGAGAGCAUACCAUAGUAACACAAGCAUCAGGUGACCAUUUGGUACUGGCUCAACCCAUUGUAGCUAAGGAAGUGUCCAUAGAAACCACGCCAGUUCAGACAAUGUCUCUGCUAGUGCAUGCCACUGAUGACCCAAUGGUAAAUCAAGAUGGUCUCGUGCGGGCAACUGCUGAUGUUGUGUCCCUGGCAGAAACUGUCGUGGCUCAGCAAGCUGUCAUUCACACCAUGCUAGAUGGAGCAGCCAUCAUUCCCACAAGUAGCCAGUCAGAGAUGUCUGUUGUGGAUCAGGUGUUGCAUCAGUCAAAUGUUGAGCAUAUGAUGCAAGGUGUUGUAAGCCAACACAUCCUUGCUGGGCAGAUCCAGCUGCCUCUUUCUGUGGAGUUGGAACCAGGACAGGAACAGGGUGGGGUUGUACCCCAUCUGACAGUGGACCUGUCUGGGCUCAUUCAGCAGACCGAUGAACAGUCUGGACAGGACAGUGAGGAUGAGGAAGUGGUAAAAGAGCAUGAAUUUCAUGUUGUAACAGAUGAUAAACAAGAUAUGCAAGAAAACAUUCAGUAAUUAUUGUAACACAUUUAUGGUGCUCUGCUAUUCUUAACUCCACAAUUUAUUUAGCAAAAGUCGUGACUAGUAUAAUAGAUAGAAUUAACAAAUUAAAGAGUUAGUUUGGUUAAUUAUACAAUAAAAGAAUAGUUGUCAU
Molecule: messenger RNA, 4795 nt
Organism: Pocillopora meandrina
Lineage: Eukaryota; Metazoa; Cnidaria; Anthozoa; Scleractinia; Pocilloporidae
Source: the annotation of a GenBank genome assembly